CACUGCCACUUGCGUUUCUCAUCUAGAAUCGUUGACGUUGAAUACAAACGUAUGCGGUAGAACUGGGAUUUACGGUAGUUGUUGAAGUUUGAUGAAGCUUGAAUACAAACAUGAAACACUCUAUUGCAAUGGUUUGUGAUUUUUUCUAUCAUGUGGGAGGAGUGGAAAGUCAUAUAUAUCAACUGUCGCAAUGCCUUAUUGAAGGACAUAAAGUAAUUAUUAUCACUCAUUCUUGGCAUAGAAAGGGAAUACGUUACUUCACAAAUUAUCUUAAAGUUUAUUAUCUUCCAUUUGUGGUCAUGUAUAACCAAUGUAUUUUACCUACAUAUUUUGCAACUAUUCCCUUGAUUCGAAGUGUUUUGUUACACGAGAGAAUAACCAUUUUACAUGGACACUGCUUUUCUGCAUUAGCUAUCGAAGCUAUUCACCAUGCACAGACAUUGAGAAUUAGGACUGUGUUCACAGAUCAUUCCCUCUUCGGUUUUGCUGAUGGAUCCUCCAUUAUCACAAAUAAACUUUUAGAAAUAACACUGACAUACACAAAUCAUGUAAUAUGCGUCUCUCACACAAGCAAAGAAAAUACUGUGUUACGUGCUGACAUUGAACCAAAAAAAGUAUAUGUUAUUCCAAAUGCUGUUGACGCAACAAAAUUUACUCCAGCAACUGAGAAUCAAGUCAAAGACAGGAUAAGGAUUGUGGUCAUAAGUCGACUCGUGUAUAGAAAAGGAAUGGACCUCCUUGCUUCAUUAAUACCAAUAUUAUGUUCUCGGCACAAAGAUAUUGAUUUUGUAAUUGGUGGCGAUGGUCAGCGUCUUCUUCUUGAGGAAACGAGAGAAAAAUUCCAGCUGCAUGAAAGAUUAAAGUUUUUAGGUGCUGUUCCUCAUACAGAUGUGAGAGAUGUGCUGACAACAGGGCAUAUUUUUCUAAACACAUCCUUAACUGAAGCAUUUUGUAUAGCAAUAAUAGAAGCUGCAUGUUGUGGAUUGCAGGUUGUGAGCACGAAAGUUGGAGGAGUACCAGAAGUACUUCCUCAUGAUAUGAUAAUUUUGAGAGAACCAUCAGUAUCUCAUCUUAUAGAUGGUUAGAAAGUCGCAAUUUUAAAACAUCGAGAAGGAACUGAAAUGGAUCCUUAUGAAAUGUAUCGAACAUCGGUUUUAUAUACAUGGCCCAAAGUUGCUGAAAGAACAGAAAAGGUUUAUGAUUCAAUGGCAGAACAACCCUUACUUCCUCAUCAUGAACGAUUAUUACUGUUUAAAAAAUGUGGUCCUGUCGUAGGAAGAUGUUUUGUUGUAGUAGGAUAUGUUUCACUACUCAUUUGUUGGCUUUUGGAAUGGAUGUUUCCUAUCAAUAUAAAAACGACCCGAACGUCUCAGAUAAUUUUAAUAAAAGUCAUCAAUGAUGCAUUAGUUUAUAUAUCUGUUGUGAUUUUGUUUUUCAAAUUUUAAUGUUUUUAUUUAUUUUUCUAAAUUAAAAAUCUCUCAUUUUGACAUCACAGUAUGCUUUUGUGCAUAGUUAAAGUUGCUCUCGCUUGAUUUAAUGAUUCAUUAUAUUCACUUUAUAAGCAGUUCCUAAUUGACUUUAAAAUGGCAAGUCUGUAUCAACUUGAAAAUGGCAGCUGGUCCGAUUUAAUAUAUAGAGCAAUGUGCAUCAUUAUUAGGGACUGUGGAUGUAUUUUGUUUUGUCAGUUUAAUCCAUACCUAUCUCUUUGUGGCUAACUUCUUUGAAUUGACCUGAACAGAAUUGAAUAUCAACAAUGAGGUUUGGUUUCUGUAUCAGGAGGU
Molecule: messenger RNA, 1781 nt
Organism: Styela clava
Lineage: Eukaryota; Metazoa; Chordata; Ascidiacea; Stolidobranchia; Styelidae
Product: phosphatidylinositol N-acetylglucosaminyltransferase subunit A-like
Biological process (GO): GPI anchor biosynthetic process
Cellular component (GO): glycosylphosphatidylinositol-N-acetylglucosaminyltransferase (GPI-GnT) complex
Molecular function (GO): phosphatidylinositol N-acetylglucosaminyltransferase activity
Source: RefSeq, a predicted model, not a curated record